Aricia agestis (brown argus) is the source of this 2599-nucleotide messenger RNA. Its product is annotated as collagen alpha-1(IX) chain-like. Lineage: Eukaryota; Metazoa; Arthropoda; Insecta; Lepidoptera; Lycaenidae. The record is from RefSeq and is a predicted model, not a curated record. The transcript has 23 exons. The coding region runs from base 173 to 2293 and encodes 706 amino acids.
UUGUGUACAUUAGGCUGCCUUAAUUGAGUCCGGGAAGCAAAUCUCAGUGCGUGGACAAUGUGGUAACUGGUAACUGCAAUGUGUCUGCGCUCGCUCUGACCUGUUACUAUGGAGUUCGUUAGGUUAGCAAUUUUUAUAUUCACUACACUUAAUUGGGACCACAAUCAAGCAGAUGCCGAGUAUAUUACAGAAGGUGUGGCUGUUAAACUCUGAUCAAACAAUUCCAGACAACGGCACAACUAUAUCAACGUUGGACUUCGCGCCAUGCUCGUCCCUGCGAGCCGGCGACGUGGACUUCCAGACAGUGGACCUGCUCGCGGCGUACCGGAUAGACCGCGCCGACGCCAUGGGAGUCACCCUGGUUCAGGGCUCGCAGGAUCUCCAGAGAGCGUAUCGCAUAGGCGACGGCGCCAACCUCACACUGCCAAUACGGAAGGUGGUCCCCAACGGUCUGCCACCGUCGUUCAGCAUCAUCGGUACGUUCAACGCGCAUGGCCUCCGCAGACCGUGGAGCCUGGUGCGCGCCCGCAGCGAUGACCCUCACGUGCUGCACUUCUCCCUCACCCUGCUGCCCAUAGCCAAGAAGCUGGCCGUGCUGGUCCAGAGGAGCAGGGUUAUUUUCUCUUGCCCCGAGUUGUUUUCUCGCGGCUGGCACAAGAUGCACGUGGCCGUCACCAACGACACCGUGUAUGCCGCUGUGGACUGCGUUGAGUUGGAGCCCCUGUCGAUAGGUUCACAUGACUUUACCAACACCACAUCCCUCACCAUCGUGUCCAUCGACGACGGUACGCCCGCGCCCAUUGAUCUCCAGUGGCUGUCGUUGAGUUGCAACAAAUACAAACUGAACGAAGAUAGCUGUGAGGAAAUUGAUUUGCCGGAUUAUCUUAUUGCUACUCAAGCACCGCCGUUGUUCGGUUCCGGAGCCACGGCAAACAUCAAUCCGCUGCUGCCGGUCUGCAAUCGCACCUGCCCGCCGGGUCCCCCCGGGCCGGCGGGACAGAAGGGCGAGAUGGGUCCGCUGGGCCUCACCGGACUUCCGGGAGUUCGCGGGAUACAAGGUCUGCCAGGCCUGCAGGGACCACCAGGCCCCAAGGGCGAGAGAGGCGAGCGCGGUCUACCAGGCCUUACUUUUAACACAACGGCAGUGGAAGGGCCUCCUGGGCCGCAGGGCGAGCCUGGACCUAAAGGAGAUAAGGGCGAUCGUGGAGAAAGAGGGGAAGCUGGCGAGCCCGGUCUAGUCGGCCUGGCCGGCGUCGCGGGUCGAGACGGCAAAGAUGGAUUCCCCGGUCCACCGGGUCCAAGAGGCCCGCCGGGGGAUGUGGGGCCGAGAGGACCACCGGGCCCCACAGCUAACGUCAACGCGUCGCUCAUUAUUGGUGCCAAGGGUGAGAGGGGAGCCCCGGGCAGACCGGGACGGGACGGGGACGCGGGGCCGCGGGGUCUGCCCGGACAGGACGGUGUCGAUGGCAUACCAGGAGCACAAGGUCCUCCCGGCCUACAGGGCAUUCCAGGCGAGAGGGGGCUGAUUGGUUCCCCGGGACCAACCGGGGAGCGGGGACCGGAAGGACCACCGGGUCCAGCAGGCCCCCAGGGUGUGCCCGGCCCGCCCGGCCCGCCGGGGCUGCCGAGCGCCGCAGUCCCGGGCGAGGUUGUACCCGGACCGCCUGGACCACCAGGAGAGAGGGGACAGAAAGGUGAACCGGGUACCCCGGGUGUGCCGGGUCGGGACGGCGUAGACGGAGUGCCGGGGACGCCGGGGAUGAUGGGCCCGCCCGGACUGCCGGCGCCGUUUACCCUACCUGUACAGGCGCCAUCUUUAACGGAAAACGAUGUGCGGAACAUAUGCGAAGAUCUGUUGAGAGCCCGGUUACAGGAGUUAUCGUCUACAUUAGCAUCAGCAUCUCCUAGCGUCGGCCGCCGCGGGCCGCCGGGGAGGCCCGGGCCUGCGGGUGCUCCAGGUAGCCCAGGGGAGUCAGGUCCGCCCGGACCACGAGGUUUUCCGGGGGAGAGCGGGGAGGCGGGGAGGCCGGGAAGUCCCGGGCCAGCCGGCAGCAAGGGGGAGAAGGGCGAGCGGGGCCUACAGGGCGUCGGCCUGCCCGGACCAGAGGGACCGGCUGGGAUACCAGGUCUUCUAGGUCCACCAGGCCCAGAAGGUAGAUCAGGACCGAGGGGCGAUCCAGGUAGAGAAGGACCGAUAGGGCCACGAGGUGCGCCGGGCGCCCGCGGCAGCUGCGACUGUCCGCACGUCGCGUACUACGCUUAUAGCCCACAGGGGUACAACAAGGGACCGUAGACUAUUUUACUUAUAAAUACGAUGAAGAUGGUAGAUUAAUUUAAUAAAAUUUAAGAAUUGUACUGAUAAAGUUGCAACAUUAAGUUGCGGACGAAAUAAGUAUAGAGUUCUACGAUGCAUACACCGGCCCGGUCCGGAGUCCGGUAAAGUGAUUUUCAAUAGCCUGUUGCAAUGCUGUUGCAAGAUACACAGCCCUCCGUAAACCUAGCUUAUUUUGUAUGGCCCGUUGUCGCGGCGUGGAUUUUAAGGCUCGAUUUAUUUGCGGUUUGGCCGCUACACAACAAUAUCACAAGCAUAUUUUGUAUG